Mytilinidion resinicola is the source of this 1252-nucleotide messenger RNA. RefSeq lists its product as uncharacterized. The transcript has a single exon. NCBI's taxonomy places the organism in Eukaryota, Fungi, Ascomycota, Dothideomycetes, Mytilinidiales, Mytilinidiaceae. Bases 478 to 984 code for a protein of 168 amino acids. The record is from RefSeq and is a predicted model, not a curated record.
GUGAAAACGGGCCUGGAUUGGAUCCUCGGCUGAAGACGUUGGCUGUCCACGAGCGGCGACGACAUCCUUGUCACGACUUCCGACUCCCACCGACUGAACUGCGGUGCAUCCGCGAUCGCAUCUCCACUCAUAAACACCGCAAGCGCCCUCCUUAAACCCUUGGGAGCCUCCGUAUAGGGACAAGAACUACCACGGCCGCCGCACACAACCCACGUUGGCCUCUCCUCCGCCACGGCACGACUCCUACGACACCACUACGCCAUCUCUUUCAGAUCCAGGGCACCCUCCAACCAACCCUCCAACUCCACAUAUACAUGCUUCCGACCCUCCGGUAGCCUGUGGGCCCCAACCGCGCGAGUGGACGUUGCUCCCACUCCUCAUCUAGCCCCCGUUGCGCCCAACCUCCCCAAGAGCCUCCCCCCACGGGUCUUGAUGCACGACGACACCGCAAACCCUCACCCACCCACGCCCGCAACCAUGUCCACAAACAGACCCUUCCUCUCCAACUUCCUCGCCGCCUUCCGCGCGCACUCCGCCAUCCAAAAAGCUGCGACCUCCCCGCCGUCGUCGACCGCACACAACGUUUACGGCUCCACCUCCGCCGCCUCCACAAACCCCUCCACAUCAUCAACAACGACGACGACAAGGACGAUCACUACCACCGCGAAACCCGGCAACCAGGGCGCCACCUCCGCCGCUGUGCAAGCCGCCGGCGCCCAGUUCCAGCCCACCCGCCAGCACGCCGCGCCCUACCACCGCUCCACAUCCCCUAAAGCCGGCGCUGGGUUCCCGAUUCCCGGUGCGGGCGCGCGGGAGCGCCGGGGGUCGGACAGCUCGAACGAGGGGUUCCGGGAGGUGAUGGGGAGUGAGAAGUGGUAUAUUGGCGGGCGGACGGCGGGGGGCGAAGAAAAGUUUUAUAAGCUCGGGAUGGUGAGGAAGCAGCGGAGUAUUGAUCGGUUGAGUUUGGAUCGGUUGAGUAUAUGAUUUUGGGGGUAGAGGAGAGGCGCGAUUUCGGAGAUUCUGGGGAGACUGCGAAGGUACGAUAUAGAGUAGAGGUGGAUGGGGGAAGGUGAGUGAUUCUGGGAUCUGCUAUUAUAAAAGCUGGGACGGUUGGGUUGGGACUGGUGCUUUGAUUAGAGCAUCAGAAUGGCGUUUUUUCGUUUUUUGGGUUGCAUUUGGGGGGAUGACUGGGUUUUGCGGGCUUUGUACUGCUGGUAGGACGGUUAUGGAUGGAUGAAUAUUGGGGAGUUUG